This is a messenger RNA of Oikopleura dioica, 7737 nucleotides long. The record is from the annotation of a GenBank genome assembly. NCBI's taxonomy places the organism in Eukaryota, Metazoa, Chordata, Appendicularia, Copelata, Oikopleuridae.
AUGUCUCACAUAAUCUCCACGAGAAAAUUGUUUCUCAUUGACAUUGAUUUGAAAGCACCGCGUGUUGAAAUACCAGGGCCAGAAGGUCAAUGCCUCGAGAUGAAUUUCGGAAGAUUAGUUGUUAAAUCCCGCCGUGCAAAAGUGACAAGUCUGAGCGAGUUCGAUCAGUCCCGCUACUCGAUUGAUCAAUUGCAGGAAAUGGUCUACGCGAGCUACGAUGUGAAACUUGUUGAUCUCAAAAUUUCGGUUCAAAAGCGUAAAACUCUUGCAGAUCAAGAACUUGCUCCAGUUCGUGAAAUACUGUCGCCUCUUUCCAUCAACUUCGAAUUCCAGCGACUCGACUCCAAAGCGCAGGCGACAGUCGAACUUGCAAAGUUUAAGAUAAAGGGGCAACUUGACAUGCUGAAGUUGAACUUUUCCGAUUACCGAAUGGCACAAGUGUCGAUCAUCUUGAGUAACAUCCGAAGAGCAUGGAGAGCGCACAGGCGAAUGCAAGAAGAUAUAAUAGACUUUGAGCUACCUGAUGCGCCGAUCUACAUUCCGAAUGAAGAAACUCGUCCAGGGGUUGAUGCUAUCGAGAUCGCUGAAUCAUAUAGCAACAUUAAACUGACACCGAUUGCUUCCACUACGAGCAACGAAGAGUUCUUUGAUGCCAAUGACGAGUCAUUUACCACGCUCGAUAGCCUUCCUAUUUCCCACGCCUCGUCGUCACUGGCAGAUUCUGCUGCCAAGUUGAAGCUUUCUUUCGCACUGAAUAUGAUUCGCGUUCAGCUCGAUCGAGAAACGCCUUCGAUUCUUAUCGCAGAUGGGCAGAUUCGAAAAGUUGAAUUUACUCUCAAGCAGACCAAGUUCACAACAGACAUAGAUGGUCAGUUCGAAGCGGUCAACCUUCUCUACAAGCCAGACAGCGAAGAAGAAUCGCUCAAUUUGAUAUCUUUGGGUGCCCCAAAUCAGCCUGCAGUUGAGAUGACCUAUGGCGAGAACCGACUUUUAACGAUUCCCGAGACGGAUGUUCGAUUCGAAGCUGCUAGUGUCAGAGCCAGCAUUGACCCACAAGCGAUAAACGAAGUCUCAGGCUUUAUUACUACAAUUCUAAAUGCGACAAAUGGAACAGACUCGUCAAUUGACACUAGGGGCAACUCGUUGCUUUCUCGCGAGUCAAGCAAUACGCUUACAUCAAUGGAUCUUCCUGAAUUGAAUGAAUCGUCAGAGUCCGUAAUGAACAUCGUCAUUUGUUCAAGGAAAUUUGACAUUGAUCUCUUCUCCAAGCAGAAACUAAUUGCGCAGCUAUAUCUCAAUAAUGGUGAAGUCGGAUUUGUCACGAGAGAGAAUCAGACAGUCGUAAAAGUCAUUGUCGGCGGUGUUAAGGUUGUCGAUCCAAAUGCGCUGAAUCCUCUUUACAGAAAUGUGCUGACAGUUGUCGAUAGUGCGUCGACUUUCUUUGAUAUGACAAUCACCCUCUAUGAUGUCGAUCUUAAAGAAGACGCGAACAACAUUGAAGCAAUUCAAGGUUCCAUAUAUCUGAGAACUGGUUGCAUCAAACUGAUUUUCUUCCAAAAAUGGAUUGACUACUUGGCAUUUUAUUACCCUGACGAGUUUGCAACUGGACCAGUCGACUGGGACUUCAUAAAAUCCAAAGACGGCUCAUUUCUCAUGUCAAAAUAUCUCAUGGAUGUUGAGAUAAAAGAUCCAAUCGUCAUCAUUCCAGCUUCGACGACGCACAAUUUUGGGUUUCGUGGGGAUGUCAGAAACAUAAAAAUUCGCAACGAGUUCAAAACAAUCGCAACUACUGGCCACAAAUUCCAUCCUUUGUUCAACAAAAUGACCAUAGAUAUCGAAGAUCUCUGCCUCUAUAAUAUGCCGAAUUACAACGCUAGUUCGACGAAGCUGUCCUCAAUACCGAUCUUGGACGAAUCACUUACAAUCUUUGUCGAAUCAAGCGCAGGCUGGGAAUUUUACAAAGAGGUUCCUGGUUUAAUUAUUGAUAUUGACAUUGAAAAUGCAACUGCUCAUCUUAAUCAAGAAGAUAUGGUUGCACUCUGGUGCGUCUUGAAUGGAAACAUCUGGAUACGUUACGAUCCUAAGCUGGAGGAGCAGAUUGAAUUGAAUACCAGACGAACAGGCAGAUUUUUGUCCAUGUUGCAGCCAGAAGAAACAUCACUUGAUGAUUCUUCCUCUAUCCAAGAAGACUCAUUCGAGGAACAGGAAGUUCACAUUGAUAUGAUCGCUAAUGUUAACAUCAAAACACUUGCGGCGAAAGUCUAUGUCAAAGAAGAACUCUACUCAAGCUUUAUUGCUCAGGAUAUCAGCGUUGUUUUCACCUCGAAAACUAAUCUCAUAACAUACCAAGACAUAAUCAUCCAAGAUAUUCUCCUUUACGACGAGCGAGAAGAAAACAAGAAUAUAAGUGGCGAGUCGAACUGCCUUCUCCAGAAACAAGAAGAUAUUCCCGAUCCUGUGAUCACGCUCAAAGUCCAAAACUUUACAAAGCCAGCGAAGCAGAUCACCGAUAUGGACGUAAAAUCUAUGCGAAUGGUUUUGAUCAUGGACUUUAUUCUCACGCUGAAAACAAUCUUCGCCGACACAAUAUAUGAGCCGGUCGUUAUGGAAUGCACGCCUAAGACACAGAACUUAGAUGUGCACCAAAUCCACGCUCAUAUGCAAUUUCAAGCGAAGAUGGAUCGGCCGCAUAUUAUUCUUAUGUCUGAUUUGAAAAAUGCACAAGAUUCUUCUUGUAUUAAGAUGAGCGCAGACUUGAGAGUCGUCUAUAUCGCCAGUUUGACCGAACAGAACUUGGACGUCUGUAUUGACCAGCCGCAGAUCUAUUCAGUGUCCUUCAAGAACUCUUUUGGAAACGACGAGGUCUACUUUGGGCAUAAAAUUCUGAACUCAGAGGUGAACAUCGCUUUCAAUCAACUGACAUCCCCGAGAUCGAACAUGAUAAACAUCAAAUGUCCAGAACUAGACAUCACUUUCAAUCCGGAAGCUGUCAAUACCCUUUUUCUAUCAUAUCAAGUUGCAAUGGGCCCACAAGAAGAGCCCCCGGAACCUGAGAAGAAAAAGAUCUGCCUGGACGUCCAGCAAACUAUAGAUCCCAAGGAGCUUUGGUUUGUUCCGAAUGCACUCGGAAGUGACGUCGAUUCCGACCUUUCUCUUGAGAUUGAACGAAUGCGCAGAGAAGAAACUAUUGACGAGAUGUUCACUGUGGUCAUCCCUGAUCUUACCAUUCGCCUUGAAUCACUCAUGAGCUCCUCCAUGGGAGUCGCAGAGAGUCAAGUUGUCCCCUUGCUCGUUCUGAACUCGUCGCUCGACACCGAAAUUCGCAAUUGGAGCUCAGAAAUGUUCGCUGAUAUUUCUAUGAAACUUGAUGCAGAAAUUUAUCAUGAGUCUCGCCCUGGUUACGAGCCAUUUAUUGAGCAAGCGGAGUCUAAUUUAAACCUUCCAGAUUCCAAACUUGUUCCGUUUGGUGUGAAGCUCAAGUACAAGACAUCAACAUCGUCUGAGCGAACUUACCUUCCCGACGAUGAUGAUGGGUUUGCACAUGUCGAAAAUAAUGCAAAACAGAAGCUCGUGAUCUCUUCCGACGUUCCCCUCAACAUGAAUGUCUCGUCAGAAGGAGUCGAUGUACUAAACCAUCUUGCCACUGUGUAUGGCCACAGUCUCUCAGACGCAGCGAAAGGAACGUUAGCAGAUGUACCGAAAAAGCGACGAACAAAGCUUCAUAACUCGGAAGUAAAGGCCCCUAUCAUUGUAAUCAACGAGACUGGAAAUGAUCUUAUUUUAUCGACGAAGGACUGGAUUGAAUUUGACCCAAAUCAAGCAAAGACAGAUAUUCGACGCAACUCACUCACGCGAAUAAAGGGAAAGAAACCGACUGACAUCAAGCUUCAUCCUGUUCCUCGAGGAUCUCCUCGACCGGAAAUGAUGAGUUUCAGCAUCCCAAGCUCGACUCCACGAUACUUUCAAUUUGGAAGGCAUAUCCAUGUUCGGUCUCUUUCCGCUUACAUGAUUGGAUUGUCCCCAGUAGGCUUUUCUCAUAGACAAAUAGACGUUUCCUCGCUCCAGGAAAACGCAUACAUCUUUGUGGCCAACAACAACCCAGCUUUCAAGGUUAUUUUGGUCGUGAAAGUAGAGGGCGUCACUGGUGCAAGGAAAAUCACCAUUCAGACCUCUGUUACCAUCAGUAACGAGAUUCCCUUUCCUUUGGAGCUUAUAAAUGGUGCACAAGCUCGGUGGCAAGUGAACGACGAGACAAGAAGUGCUCCAAUGCCAAUCCGAAUGAUGAACAGCGCAUGCAUUUUCGACGUGACAUUCGCGGACCCAGAUGUUAGCGUCGCCGACAAUCCGAUCGUCUACUCAACUAAAACUUCAUUUUCUACUCGUCUACAACUGUCAGUAAAGCACGAAUCAACAAUCCAUCACAUGACAGCACAAGUAAAGAUGAUUCCCUACAAGCGAUCAUCUCUAUACAAAGUUCACAUCCGCUUCUGUCCGGUAUUCUCUCUCACAAACUGGCUUCCUUAUCCGAUAUCUUGUACGGUAAAUUCUAAAUUCCAAAAAGAAAAAAAUGUUAUCAUCGAUUCUGGCCGGCUUAUGCCAUUCAUGUCAUGGAGCCAAGAUUGCGCGAUAGUGAUAGAAUUCGCUGUGCGAAACUCUGGAAUCAAGUACACUUCAGAAAAAUACGUCUUGCCGAGAUCGAUCGACAAACGAGAGACCUCUGUAUUCAAGUUUAGCCGCUUAGAUCCUUCAGGGACGACGAAAGAAUGUUUGCUCAAGAAACAGAUAACGAUCGACGCUCAUGAGCAUAAAAUGGAAGUUUUUGCGCCUUACUGGAUAAUCAACGCGACAGAUUUGGAUCUGGAACUUCGACCAGUAAAUAAUAUCGGCAGAGAUAGCGAUGUUCUAAAGCAGCUUCAUUGUGACCCGCUUAUGAUUCUCCCGACAAAGCAUAACGAGAUGAACAUCUCUGUGUUGAAGUCUAACAAGUCUAAUAAAACCCAUAUAAACACAAUCGGUCACAUGGGUACGGUUUUCUGUCCUCCUUCUAAUCAGGACAGACAGAGUUAUCUCCUUGGCAUCAAAAUCGAGCAGACCUCUUUCGCGCUCACUACCCUCGUCAAACUCACGCCCUUCUACUAUCUUGUCAAUCGAACAGAUGAAGAAUUGGAAGUGAGGGAGGUCUUUGAAGGCAUGAUUGAACUAGAUCGCAAGUCUCAAUGGAUUCCGCUGGAUCCUACGAGCAAAAUUCCCUUCUGGCCUCUUGAUUCUCGCUACUCAAAAUUACUCGUUCGCAAAGCCAGGAGUCAGUUCAUCUCUGAGAAGAUAUCUUACCACUCGCAAGACCAGGGUAUUCUUCUCAACAUGGGCGACGUAGAAGGCCUUUACUCAGAAGUGUCUCACAAUGACAACGAAUGUUUAAUUACCUUCACUUCCUACUUCAAAGGUGCCGCUGCAUUCGACAUCAUCAAUCUAACCGGUUUCGCGAUUCAUUACAAGCAAGAAACUCCUUUGUCUAAAUAUGCCCAUUUGUAUCCUGCUCAUCGCAUACUUUACACCUGGAGAUAUCCAAGUGAAUCGAAGAGUCUUGAGCUACGGAUCGAUGGCAAAGAGGCAGCAAAAUGCUCCAUUCGAGAAACUGGUCAGGAUGCAAUGAUAGUAAGAACGUUGCGCAUUUCUGGCGCUCAAAUCUUUGUCAUCCCUGUAUUCAUUGGCACCCAAAGAACGGUUGUCAUCACGCAAGAUCAAUUCCACAAAAAUCGUCUGCUUCAUGUUGACAAGCAAGUAAUCGAGAAAGAAAACCAAAUUCAGCUUCGAGGUAUUGGACUUUCUCUGGUCGAUUCGAUAAGACGAGAAGAAGUCGCUUUUAUUUCGAUAAAAGGCACAGGCGGUAUUUGGUACCAGCAACGAGAGGGCUCGCGAAAGUGGAGAGAAUGCUCUCCUGAGCUCACCUGGGAGCUUGAAUCACGAUGGCGCCAAAACUCGAAAACUCGGAGAAGCAAUUCAAGAUCGGACGGUUUUAGAUGUGGAAACUACCAGGUAGAUCUUGGACAACAAACGAUGGUCUGCAAUGGCAAAAACUGGACUCUCAAUAGAUCCGAACGGCAAGCCGUUGAUAUUCGAUAUUUAGAGACUGAGAGUUCUUCAAGUCUUGAACUAUCGUUACAGUCUGUCCAAAUCGAUAACACAUCGCCAGCUCCGAAAUGGCCAGUAGUCUUUGCUAGAGUCCCACCUAAACAAAGCGUUGCGGCAGUAGAAGUCGCCGAUAAUGUUGCUAUGGUUUACGUAAGCAUCGUCAAGGAUAAAUCACAUGAUUCCAACAUCACAAAGUACAAGAUGUUUCACGUUUUGCUCCAAGAAUGUUUCCUACAGGUGGAAGUCGACUUUGUCGCCAAAGUCCUCCAAGCUUUUGCAGAAAAUUCCAAGCGCGGAAAGAAACGGAAAACGGAAAGUUUCCGUUUAUUCAUGGAAGACCUCGAUUACGCUACGAAUCCUGUUUCUGCAGAGAAGAUCGUCGCUUCUUCUAUUUCAUUCUUCGAACACAUGCAUCUUUCUCCCAUUCGAAUGCAUUUCCGAUUCUCUCUCCAAUACGGCGCUGAGGAAAACAUCUUGGAAGAUCUCAAUUUGCUCCACAAACUGCAAAAUCUUGGAGUCGGGCAAGUUGCAAAGGGAGAUGUUUCCCUACAGCUGAGUUUCUUCCAGACUGAAUAUGAAUACUUUUCCGAUAACAUUAUCCGCGAACGCAUCCUUGCUCACUAUCGCUUUCAAAUCAUCCAGCAGCUCUACAAAUUCCUUCUUGGCAUUGAGCUUUUAGGAAAUCCAGCCAAAGUCGCAGUUGACAUGUUCUCAGGCGUCAAGGACUUCUUCUACGAGCCUUACCAAGGAAUCACUCAAUCUGGAGAGGCAUUUAUCGAAGGUAUCGGCUCAGGAACGUCAAAGCUGUUUUCUGGUGUCGUCGGCGGAGUUACUGGAGGCUUUAGUCGGCUUACUCACAGCAUUGGCUCUGUCUCAGCAGCCGUUACAUUCGACAAAGAAUAUCAGAAUAAAAGAACGGCCGAUAAUGUCAAUAACGUCAAAGGCGUGAAAGAAGGCGUAGCAAGAGCUGGAGAAAAGUUUUUCGGAGGAUUAUUCGGUGGCAUCGCCGGUGUUGUUGAGAAACCCAUCUCUGGGGCUCGACAAGAAGGCGCUGCUGGCUUUUUCAAGGGCGUUGGUAAAGGUGUAACUGGCCUCGUCGCCAAGCCACUCACUGGAAUUGUUGAUGCAGCGUCUACCACCCUGGCCGGAGUCCAUAGCCAGCUGGAGACCAAAGUCCAAGUCGACAGGAUCCGAUAUCCACGAGUUGUCGAUGAAGGAAGGCUUCAGCCUUAUCGACGCAGAUUAGCCUACGCCCAACACUGUCUACGCUCACUUCAAGAUGAAGAAAUUGCACUUGAAACUCCACUUGGCCUUGGUUACAGCGAUAAUGAACGAAUAAUUAUUGUCGUUACGUCGAAAUCGAUUUGUGUGAUUGACACAAGAACGACUACCGGACGAUUGAAGGCUGAAUUCACCCAGGAUGUCGCCAACGCUAAUAUUAUCUACUCUGGAGAUCGAGGACAAGCAAUAAUCCAGAUUCGAGAUCGUCAAGGGCAAAUACGCAUGAUUAAAGUCAGGGCGCUUGCUGAUCUUGAGCAUUUAAAACGAGCCAUUUCAAAGAACAAAGAGAUUUCUGCCCGCCAAGAGUUCGACACGAUGUUUUGA